AGCACAGUAAUCUACAAAAUUGUUUGCAUUCGGUAGAAGUGUACGGUCGUUUCGGUACCUGGUCGUUUUGGUACCUAAAAAAGAAAGUUGUUUCGGUACUUUUCGGAAGUCGGUUCGACAUUUUUUAAAAAGUUAUACAAUCACGCACAUCACACUUCAAACGUGAUCACGGUUGUUUUCUUAACUGAGUAGAUCAGAGUAGCUCGAAAUCAUUACCAACUUGUCAUAAAAAUGAGAGUAUCACUCUCAAAAUUAUCAAUUAUGUCAUUAUGGCAUCGCUUGACAUGUGCACCGAACGCGACACCAUUGUUCGGCCUAGGCAAGAGGCCAUACAGUGCGACUCUUGCAGCAGAUGGCAGCACCGGAUCUGUGGAAGUGGUGAGUACAAUUCGAUAAAUACGUCCUGAUAUACCUAGUAACUUGUUUUAUUGGUUUUACAUGUUAUAUAUUAGUCCCGAUAUACCUAGUUACUUGUUUUAUUGGUUUUACAUGUUAUACAUUAGUCCCGAUAUACUUAGUAACUUGUUUUAUUGGUUUUACAUGUUAUAUAUACUAUAGUACGUCCCGAUAUACUUAGUAAUUUGUUUUAUUGGUUUUAUAUGUUAUAUAUACGUCCCGAUAUACUUAGUAAUUUGUUUUAUUGGUUUAACAUUUUAUAUAUUAGUCCCAGUAAUUUGUUUUAUUGGACGCAAGCCGUUUACAGGAAAGUCCAGGAGCUUGGCCUGAAGGUAAUUAUAAAUGAAAAGUUCAUUUGUUAAUGAAUAAUGGAUUAGCGACGGAUUCCCAUACAUACAAAUGCUAUUGUAAGUUCUUGAUAAAAUUUUGUGUUCCCAUAUUAAUUUAUGUUUUAUCAUAAUUUAUUGUUUCCAUUUACAGAAAGCCUACGAGGAGCAUGGGAAAGUUUACAGCUUUCUUUCCGAGGUGAUGGCUCUACACUUUCUACCCAGAGAACACAUCUUUGCAGCGUUUGACAGUCUCCGGGAGAGGGCAUCGUCUGGGCCCCUCCUUGAUCUGAUGAUCUACAUUGAGAGGACCUGGAUGAUGAACAGGGUCUUCCCAAUCAGUGAUUGGUGCAUGUUCAAGACUAGCAUCAGGACCAACUACGACGUGGAAGGGUGGCACCAUCGCCUGAACAGUAGAGUAAACACGAAAGGUCCAGUGCCAUUCUACCUGCUCAUCCAGGAACUCUUCCAGGAGACGGCCUCCAUCCCCCUACAACUUCGAUUGGUGAACGAAGGGAAACUCAAGCGAUUCCAGCGGAAGAGGGCCCAGAAAUCACAAAGACGUCUAUUCAAGCUUUGGAAAGAAUACGAAAGACAGAACCUCUCAACAUCGAAGUUUUUGAGGAAGGCCGUUUCCCUUCUUGGCUAGAAGUGCAAUGUGUCCAUAGAAGCUAUUUCAUCUAAACGAAAACAAUAGUAGCUAGUAUGUAUAGAAGAUGAAUAAGUGUAACGUAUAGAAGAUGAAUGAGUGCAACGUAUAGAAAAUGAAUAUUCUCUCUUUUUGUCAUUUAUAAAAGACCAUUAUACUCAAAAUAAACUGUUGACUAUCCAUUCUCGCCAGCACUUGCAAGCAACACUGUUCUAAAUUGAUAUUAUUUGCAAACAAUAAUUUGCAAACAAUAAUUUUCAUUGGCAACGAUCAAAACUUGUUCAAACAACCGAAAUUGGCGGGAAUAGAUAUACGCGGUUCAAUUUUGAGGAAGAUAUCAAAUAGCCAUGGCGCAUGUCUUCAAACCUCUGACAUUUAUAGGGACUCUAAUCGUAGAUUGUGACGGAUUUAAGAUGAUGAUAAUAGGAACCAUGAACAAUGAAGCAAUUCUGUUUAGCUCGAACGGAAUAAAUAGAGUCAUUCAUAUCACAUUCGUAGUCUAUCUAAGGGACGUUUAUUCUGUUUGACUGUUAGAGUUUUCUCCCUUUGUUCAUUCAGGAUACUUGGUAAAAAUAGCAUAACAAUCGUCAAAACAUGGUCUUAAGACGUUCAUUAUUAGUCAAAAAUAAGACUUAUAUUCAAGUACCGAAACUACAUUUGUAAGUACCGAAACGACUUUCGCAAAGUACCGAAACGACCGAGUACCGAAACAACUGGGCACCGAUACGACUUGAAUUCAAGUGUGAAUGCAGGUCAGCUUGUGGUUUUAAGAUAGACGAUAUGAAAAUAACACUUUUAAAAGCUAACAGUAUUUACCAUAAACGUACUGUAGUUUUUCCGUAUGAUAAAUUCAAUCUAGUCUACAGCACAGGUGCCGGACUCGUUUUAUAAAAUAAUAACAUAUAAGAGUACAUAUAAAUGAGACGAGUCAGGCAUCUGUGGUCUACAGUUACAGCUGGACAGCUGAUUAUAACCAAAAUCAUUAUCAAGAGAUCAAUCUCAACCACUCUGUGCAGUACAGAAACAAGUGCGCGUCACACCAUCGAAACGACUUUAAGUAUUGGUUGGUAUAUUGCUAGAUUUGUCCAUCAUUUAUCACUUAAUUACAUGAAUCAAAAGUCUUUGGUUCUACGUAAACAGUCUGCAGAGUUAUU
Pecten maximus is the source of this 2525-nucleotide messenger RNA. RefSeq lists its product as uncharacterized. The transcript is spliced from 2 exons. NCBI's taxonomy places the organism in Eukaryota, Metazoa, Mollusca, Bivalvia, Pectinida, Pectinidae. The record is from RefSeq and is a predicted model, not a curated record. The coding region runs from base 925 to 1371 and encodes 148 amino acids.